GCGACGUGUUCGAUCGACUCCCUCGCCGCUUUGCUCCUUAUCGCAUCGCCUCUCGACCCUCUUCUCCAACCAGUCCACCCAGAUAGACGCCAGGCCUCCAGAGCACACCCAAAGAAAUUCGAAGACCAAGAAGGAUGCUCACAUCCGGCCUCACCAACGCCCCGAUCACCAAGCUGCUCCUCAUCUACACCAUCGCCGCCUCCGUCCUCCUCUCCAUCCUCGACCUCAAGCACCUGUCCAGCAUCCAUGUCUCCCCACAUCUGCGCCCUUACGGGCAGUACUGGCGCAUCCUGAUCUGGCAGGUCGCCGGAUUUGCCAACUCCACGGAGGCCCUGUUCGCCGCCAUGAUCGUCUACCAUUGCCGAGUCGUCGAGCGCGCCUGGGGAAAGAGGAAGAUGGCGACCUUCCUCCUCUCCACCCUGCCCUACACCACCAUCCUCCCACCGAUCCUCCUCGCCCUCCUCGUGCGCCCUCUCUCCCUCAACACGAUCGGCUACCUCCCCUCCGGACCGACCGCCUCGCUCUUCGCCCUGUUGGCGCAAUACCACGCCUCGAUCCCGCACACCGUCCGAUACCGCAUCUCCACGUCGACUUCCGCCCCAUCCUCCGCCUCGGACGCGACGUCUCCGGCGGGCAAAUCCCUCACCGUGCUCCUCUCGGACAAGUCCACGACCUACCUGAUCGGGGCGCAGUUGGCGCUGUCGCAGUUCCCGGGGAUGCUGCUGCCGGCGAUGCUGGGGUGGGGCGUGGGGCUGGCGUGGCGCAUGGAGAUCCUGCCGGGGUUGUCGGCGGGCGGCGCCUGGCGGGUGCCGGCGUGGAUGGUGGGCGAGCGAGAGACUCGACGCAUCCCGCGAAGUAAUGGCCGCGGGGGCAGCAGUGGUGAAUACGAGGAUCUGCGACGACGGUUGGAGGGCGAGGCUGUUGCGGCGGCGGCCAGUGGUUCGGCGUCGGCGUCCGGAUCGGGGACGGCGCAGAGACAGCGAGUGCGCAUGGCGGAUGGGGACUGAUCGAGGGAGACAGGAAGAUUAGACUCCUUGGAGUUGUGAUACCUCGGGAUGAUUCUGAUUGGAGAGCGCCCAGCGAGAGAGAGGCAGAUAUGAGGUUUCAAUUAGAUCGAGUUAGACAUGUUUUAUCGGCAUACUGUGCAUAGGGCACUCCUCUCCUACCAAUCUCACGCGAUCUCUCUUGAGAUAAGGGACCUACUAGAUAGGUACCUAGGGUAGCCUACCUAAGGGACUACAUUGGUAUCCUCCAAUCAAACGGAUCACCGUUGGGCUCAGACCGGAAUUCCAGCCCGUCGCCACGAGGGGAUAAGCUCGUUCGGCGGCCAGGAAUGUAGCUACUAGUAACUAGCUAGACUUAUACUUCUUCGAGGAAGUC
Aspergillus steynii IBT 23096 is the source of this 1380-nucleotide messenger RNA. RefSeq names its product protein dscB (gene dscB). The coding region runs from base 135 to 1007 and encodes 290 amino acids. The transcript is spliced from 2 exons. Lineage: Eukaryota; Fungi; Ascomycota; Eurotiomycetes; Eurotiales; Aspergillaceae. The record is from RefSeq and is a predicted model, not a curated record.